AGAAAAAAAAAAAAAAAAGGUAGUUGAAAAACUCAUUGCAGAUUUUGGGAGUAUACUUUAAAAUGAUUUGAAAUGGCUCAGCUCAAGCAGAUCUAUGUUCAUCUCCUCAACUAAGGGAAAGAAAGGCUUACACAGAUGGAAGUCAAUGGAAAGCAAUCACCAGAGAAGUAUGCUGUCGUCACAGGAGCAAACAAGGGCAUUGGCCUUGAGACAGUGAGGCAGCUAGCUUCUCAAGGCGUGACGGUGGUGCUGACGGCUAGAGAUGAGAAGAGAGGGAUAGAUGCAACAUCUUCUCUGCAUAAAAUGGGUUUAACAAGUGUAGUUUUUCAUCAACUUGAUGUUUUGGACCCAAUUAGUAUUGAGUCCUUAGCCAACUUCAUCAGGGACAGAUUUGGAAGGCUUGACAUCUUGGUUAACAAUGCUGGAGCCUCUGGAGUUGUGGUUGAUGAGGCACGCCUAAGGGCCUUAAAUAUAGAUCCUGAAACAUGGCUUUCAGGCAAGGCAAUUAACAUGAUUCAAGAGGUGAUUAAAACAACUUAUGAGAAGGCUGAAGAAUGCUUAAACACUAAUUACUUUGGUGUCAGAAGAGUAACAGAAGCUCUCCUUCCACUUCUUCAGCUUUCCACUUCAGGGGCCAGGAUAGUUAAUGUCUCAUCUCUCAGGAGUGAGCUAAGGAGAAUCCGAAGUGAAGAACUUAGAAAUGAACUUAAUGAUAUAGAGACACUAAAUGAAGAGAAACUGGAAGCAAUAUUGAAGAGAUUUUUGCAUGACUUGAAAGAGCAUAGACUUGAAGCUGGUGGAUGGUCAUUAAUGCUACCAACAUAUAGCAUCUCCAAGGCCACCCUUAAUGCCUACACUAGAGUUCUUGCCAAGAGGUAUCCUAAUAUGCUCAUAAACUGUGUUCAUCCUGGCUAUGUCAACACCGAUCUCAAUUGGCAUACAGGACCGAUGACUGUGGAAGAGGGAGCUAGAGGUCCUGUAAAGUGUGCUCUUCUACCAAAUGGAGGCCCUACUGGUUAUUAUUAUGAUCAAACUGAAGUUGCAGGCUUUUGAUCACCUUGCAGUUUUCUCGUCACAAUUCUCAAUUUCUUUUUCUCAUCUUGUGAUUUGGAUGCUACCAAAACACUACCUGGCUAUGAGCCUCUUUUAACCCCAUAAAAGAUGGGGACAGUAAUAGUUUUGGUUGUUCUUAGAAUAUGAUGGCUCUAGAUAAUAAAACCCAGUUUAGCAUUAUAGCAUAUUCCUAUUUUUGGUUGACAACCAGUUUUUUAA
This is a messenger RNA of Hevea brasiliensis (rubber tree), 1272 nucleotides long. Its product is annotated as short-chain dehydrogenase/reductase 2b. Gene Ontology annotation, molecular function: oxidoreductase activity, acting on the CH-OH group of donors, NAD or NADP as acceptor. The transcript has 5 exons. Bases 136 to 1053 code for a protein of 305 amino acids. Gene Ontology annotation, cellular component: membrane. The record is from RefSeq and is a predicted model, not a curated record. NCBI's taxonomy places the organism in Eukaryota, Viridiplantae, Streptophyta, Magnoliopsida, Malpighiales, Euphorbiaceae.